AUGUCAGAGUCCCAGGAAAAAUUCGAAUUAUCAGCUCAGCAACUAGAAGAAGCUACUGCCCCAAUCGAUCCAGCCCAGACGCAGGAUGGUGAUGCGACAGCACCAGCAAACACUUCACUUUGUGGUGUAUGCAACGUAGAUCCUCCCAAGUACAAGUGCCCACGGUGUCGUCUGCCGUACUGCUCUGUUGCUUGUAACAAGAUCCAUCGCGAGAAUCAUCCUCCCGAUCCCGAUCCAACACAAACGCCGCAGCCCGAGCCUGCACAUUCGCAAUUACCAUCACGGCCUCCACCUUCAGACCGUUCAAAUCCUUUCUCCGCGCUCGAAGGAUCAGAAAAGCUUCGCCUUCUUUUCAGAAAAUACCCCAACCUUCCCGAACAGCUCCGUAAAAUUGAUGCUGCCACUCUUCCACCUCCCGAGACCAAGUCCUCCAUCCCUGCCUCCCUUCUCAAGGGUCUUCCUCCGAAACAGGAGGCAUGGAACCAUGACAUAGGCUUACAGAACGGCAAGGAGGCCCUGCGCAAGGCUCGUCGCGCUCACGGGGAGCAGGGCGACGCGAUUCGUGAGUAUUCGGAGCUUAUCCUGCACUUGAUGAAUACCGAGAAUGCGACCACGGACGUCGACAAUGCUCUUAGACAGCAACUUGCGCAGGAGGAUACGAAACUUAUAGAGCGCUUGAUGGCGCAGGAAAAGCGCUGA
Molecule: messenger RNA, 699 nt
Organism: Fusarium sp. VM40
Lineage: Eukaryota; Fungi; Ascomycota; Sordariomycetes; Hypocreales; Nectriaceae
Source: the annotation of a GenBank genome assembly